AUGUCGUCUUCUGAAAAAGAUAAUUUAAAAAUGACGCAAAGUAACACACAGGAAAGAUCGGAGGAACAGCCGUCAGAUUCGUCACACAAGGAGUGCCUGAUUCAGGACUGUUACUUCCAAGAUGACACACACUUCCCAUGUUACAUGUGUAGCAGCCAAGGAGGAGACGCAAAAUCGACAACCUCAGACGACGGAUGCGCAGGAGUGGAGUUCGCAAUAAGGUCGUUCUGGAGAAUAGCGAAAACGCAAAACGACAUAGAGUCGCCAAUGGAAGGAAAUUCAAAAGGAUUCCACUACAGACUGCUACUGCACCCGAGAGGAACAGCAGGAACGGAUUCAGAGUCAAGUCACCUGUCAGUGUUCGUGGAAGCAGUGGUACAGGACUGGUACCCAGAGUACUGGGUGUUCCCGAACGUGCGCUUCGAGCUGACGGUGGUUAAUUUCAAGGACCCGAAGCAGUCAGUGACGUCAUGGGCACACUGGAGUUUCUCGAGCGACGCAACGUCGAGAGGAUGGCAGAAGAUGAUCUCGCACGCAAGGCUGACGAAAACAGCAGGCUUCAUGGACGAGGAAGGAACGGUGCUGAUAAGAGGAAAGGCGGAGCCGCCCUACGGAUGCCUGUGGUCUAAGGCGCCACUGUACCAGCCGCAGAUGAUGUGGGAGUACAUACCGGACAGAGCACAGAGAGAACUGUGCACAGAAGUGUGCAGCAAAAUGAUACACCAAGCGAACGAAAGCCUGAAUCGCACGAACCAGAGCGACGCCGAGGACGAAAACAUCACCGACUGUAUGCUGCUCAAGUGCCUGGACUCAGUAGUGCCAGCAAUCAGUCCGACGCUGGACAGCGACAUCCUGAGCCUGAUGGUGCACGUCCUGUACCACCUGAGAGAGUUCAGAAGAAGCGUGCUGCUGUGGAACUACGAGUUCGACGGAGAAGUGACUGAGGAAACGAGCAUCAUCGUGGCGCUGCAGAAAGUGUUCGCAUACAUGUACCUGUACCCGUUAGCAGUGUCGUGCAGAACGUACAAAAUAUCCUCAGUGGACAACUCGAAGAUAUCGAAGUACUACCUGUACGAGCUUAUCCCGAAACAGUCACAAAAAAAUAGACCACAAUACAUAUCAGAGAGUAGCAGUGGUAAUAGAGAUAAUAGUAGCGAAGCAACUGAAGAAAUGGCUUCAGAAGAAUUUCAAGUAGUAAACGACAAGUACGACGCACCAACAGUAAACUGUUGUUCAUUCGACGGAGGUAGAUACGAGUGGGAAGUGAGGAAAACGAAAAGAGAAGAAAAAAAUAAAGAAAAAGAAGACCAAGGGAAGCAGUCACCAGUCGAGGAGUACAGACUGAUGCCAGGAACGCUGAGCAACAGCAUAGGAGAAAGGCCAGACGUGUUCUCAAAGCUGCUGCCGCCAUCGCCGAACCUGAAGCCAAUACUGAAGGCAAUGCACAUGACGGACCUGCAGACGCUGGAGCCGCAAGAUCUGCUAGUAAACCUGCACUCGGAAAUGUUCACAAUGAUCCUGAGAGACCUGGCGUCAGCGAAGAAGCUGCUGAAGCAGAGAAGAAUGAAAACCGCACAGGAAAACGGAGAAAACACAGAAGGAGCAGAAAGAAAGGAAGGAAACGAGGAAGAAACGCUGCCAGUGUACCUGCGAGACCAGACGCUGCUGGAGAGCACGUGCAAGUUCCUGUUCUCAGGCUCCCCGGAAAACGAAACGCUCUUCAGCCACCCGAGCGUGGACGACAUCUCGACGAUAUACAUCAGGUGUAAGCACUCAAACUCGCUGCAGAAGGCGCUGGAGGCGACGCCGAAGACGCUGGCAAGGUACCCGCAGGUGCUCUUCUUCUACCUGUACCCGACGAAAAACGCAAAGAAGGGAGAGUUGUUCGACGUGCCGCUGCGACUAGAUUGCACGUCGAUCAAGGUGUCGGGAGGAUUCGAUAACAUGAGCGACGACAGCAGAAACACGAACAACUACGACGAGUACGGAAACGCGGAGUGCUCGGAGGACGACGAGGACGCAUUCGGAGACUACGAUAACGCCUGCGACAAGGAGCACAACUCAGUGAAGUGGUACUCGCUGUACGCACUGAUAAUUAAGGAGGGAGACAUGAGGUACGACGCGUCGGGAAAAGGAACGAGCUUUAACACGCUGCUGCUGAGGCCGGAGGAGGACGGACCGUGGUACAGAAUGUCGGAAGGAAAGGUGGAAAAACUGACGACGAAAAUGGAGUUCACAGAGUGGAAGUGCCACAGAGACUUCUUCUGCGUCUCAGCAGUGUACAUCGCAGAAGACUACAUAGACAUGCUGCAGGUGGGAGAAGUGGACCUGAUAGGAAACCUGAAGGACUGGAACCCGAAGCUGUACUACGCGACGCUGGCGGAGCUGGGAGUGACGGAGCAAGACCUGCUGGCAGCAGUGGAGUACAGAAUGAACAUGCCGAAGAGCGGAGCGUCGGAAGAGGAGCAGGAAGAGUAUGCGUCGCUGAAGAACCAAGAAGAUAUGAACAAGGAGCUCUACGAGGAGUACACGAAGCACCUGCUGGGAGACGUGGCGAGAGAAGGAAACGAAGAGGAGCGAGACAGAGAAGGAAGAAGAGCAGACUCGAUCUACGACUACCUGCACCUGAGGAAAAUAGGAAGAGGAAAUCCGAAGCUCUCAGCAUGCUGCGACGUGCACGGAUACGACCUGGAGGUGCUGGCGAGCCUAGACGAGAAGGAGAGAAGGUACAAGUACGAAGUCUCGGCCUCGAAGAGAGAGAUCAUGAGGAGAGUUAACAGACUGAAGACAGUGGCGCCCUUAGUAAGCUGGCUGCUCAACGCGUCGAAGGAAAACUCGGCAAUGCUGCACGCAGUGAACCCGACGGCAGAAGGAAGCCUGCUGGUGGACUUUCUGCAGAGAAGAGAGAGAAUAUUCGAGGAGGAGUUCAGGCAGAUGAUCUCGGAGCUGUUCUUCAGGGAACUGUGCGAAAACGUGGCGAACAACGGAGUGUACACGUGGGAAGGAGAAGGAUGCUCGUGCGGAUGCAGCUGCAAGAUGUGCAAAAACAGACCGGCGCUAUUCCUGACGGAAAACGGAAGGUUCCCAGGAGAAGAGGUGAGGACGCAGCUGCUGGAGCCAGCAACGAUCCUGUUCAGAAACAUACAAAUACUGAGGUGUCACCUGGAGUACUUCUGCAGAGACUGCUGGAACCUGAGAGCGCAGCUGAGAGAAAAAGGACACAUCAAAGAGCCGUUCUCGAUUAAGGAAAUGGAAGUAAAGCCAAUCAAACACCUGCUCGAAGGAAGCGGAACGAGUCUGCCGUACCCGCAGCUGCUGCCGAACCCGAAGAGCCAAGGAGACGCGCGCUACGGACAGCAGACGCCGGAGGAGCUGAUCUCGCGGAGGUUCAUCAAGUACGAAAUGGAGUCGAGUCAGGCACUGCAGAACCUGCUAAACACGCCGAAGCUGGAGCUGGGACAGAAGAGCUCGGAGGUGACGGAGUUCCUGUCGACGUCGGAAAGGUCCUCGAUCUUCCUGGUCGAGUGCAUCUGGGACGCGUGCGUGCGCUACACAAUGGACUGCAGAACGAUGCUGCUGCUGAAGGCGUGCACGGACGAAAACACAGUUAAGUUUAACCUGCCAGCAGCAGUGAAGAGCCUGCAGGAGCAGAUUCAGCAGACGAAGACGCUGUACCCAAUCGAGGGAAGAAAUAACGCGCUAGACCUGCCGGACCAAGAGGGCAUGAUACACUUCGAGGCGAAGUACGAUCUUACAGUGGAGCAGGAGCUGGAGAUCAUGCGCAUCUACAGCAAAAAGUACGACCUGCCGGCAGUCUCGGAAAUGCGCAACUACCUGAGGAGAAAGAGAGUGCUGGUGUACCCGCUGAUAAGGCCGCACGAGCUGCUGAGAGCAUACAUGCUCCACAAACACGGAGUUAACGUGCGAGAAGAGCUGGAAAAAAUGGGACACAAAAUCCUGUGGAACGAAAGGUCGUUUAACCAGAAGGUGCUGCUGUCAGACCUGAAGCAGUCGGAGCUGAGAAUACUGGGACUGAAGGAACAGCUGCCGGACGGGUACGAGGAAAUAGGAGCAAACCUGUGCAGAACGUACGAAAAACUGCUGACGAAAAUGCUGGUGCACAUGCAGGACGCAAACAAAAACGAGUACCAGAACUGUUUCGACUACGUGUACACAGUGGGAGACCUGGGAAAAAUAGUGGAGUCGAUUGAGAUGGACUGCGACAUGACACUAAACAUGAUCAAGGCGAAGCAGAAGGAGAUGGAGGCAGCAGGAGAAGGCACAAAUAAGACGCCGGAAGAAAGCGCAUGCGCAAACUCCUGCGGAAGCCUGGGAAAAAACAUACACCUCUGCACGCACGAGAGCUGCGUGUGCAUGGGCCACGAGUGCAAGUACAACUUCGGCUACAACGGAUACAUACUGCCAUUCUGGGUCUCAAACGAAAUGGCGGACCUGACGGUCUUCACAAACUCGCAGCUGCAGGCAUACAACGAGUCGCUGAUCGAGGACCUGUCGGAAAUGUGCCUGAAGUCGGACGACAAGAAGAAGAAGAAGGUGAAGACGGGAAAGCAGAGCCUGGAGAAGGGAACCUGCAUCAUACCGCCGCUCGACGUGAAGCUGAAGAGCAUCUCAUUCGACCAGGAGCGGGCGCACCGGAGCGACCCGCAGGUCUUCCUGAGCCCGGACAGCGUCGCGCGCUUCUACUGCAAGAAGGAGAGCGCGCAGGCGGGCCACAAGUUCAAGCAGACGAACACAGGGCCGAACCCGCACAACCACACGCUUAACAUGUCCAUCUGCUACCUGCCGCUGCUGAACCUGACUGCGCGCCGCGCGAAGGACGCGCCGAGCUCAGCACCCAACAAAUUAGAGGCAGGUAAAACCUUGGCGGGCGGGACCACGGCAACCGGUACAACCUUGGCAGGUACAACCUUGCCAUCCGGUAAAACGGCAACCGGAACAACAACUACAGGAACAACAGCAACUACGGGACCCGGGACCGUGGCGGACGACGCCGACUUUAGGCCGACGAUGUUGAUCAACUGCAAGUUCGAGGGCACAGACGGGGAGUGUUACAAGGUGAAAAACUCGCUGGAAAUAGGAAUACUGACGACGCACGACCUGUUUGGACUGGAGGGGUUCUCGUGCGAGACGAAGGUAAUGCCGACGAAAAAGCUGCACGUCAACCACAAGUACCACGGCGCCGCGACGAAGGUGGCGCACCUGUACUGGGCAAUAAGGAAGCUGCUGAGCGCACAAAUCUCAGAAGAGUUCAUGACGCUGGGGGCAAGUAAGACGAAGAAGAAGACGAAGUGCCUGUGCGGAAACGAAUGCCCGGACGAAAACGAGUGCACAGUGAAGCUGUCAUGGAGGCCGUGCGCAGGAGACUGCUUCAUGCUCUACGCAUUGAAAAACGACGUGCACGCACUGCGCAUGGGAAAGAAGUUCGUGUACAUGCAGCCGAACAUGGACCUGAGCUACUACGUGACCACGGAAAAAAGCAGAGCUCCAGACAUAACGGUGCUUAUAUGCGGAGGACCCUCCUCGUUCUACAUUAACGGGCCGAACACAUGGUUCCCACUGCAGGACGACGCAGAGUACCCGCUGCUGAUAUUCAAGUGGAUGUGCGUGGACAGCGUGGACCUGCUGUGCCUGGGAGCAGUAGUGUGCGACGCGAAGAAGCAGCUGCAGCAGUACAUAUUCGAGUGGCUGCUGCCGAUCAUCAGAGAGCUGGGGUACCUGUCAAGUCUGGAGGGAAAGGAGCCGGAGCAGGAGGGGCAGAGCAAGGAGACGUCGAAGGACGAGGACGUGGACAAGUACCAGGUGCUCGAGGAGUGCCACAUAAGAAGCGUCCAGAACGUGCGAAGGUGGAGCUGCGCAAUCAAGAAGAUCAACAAGAAGUCAGGAGACGUGAUAAUCACGCAGCUUAAGAGAACAAUAGACUCGCCAGCAACGAUAAGGUUCAAGGAGUCGGUCUCCUUCAUGAACUCAGUGAAGGAGCUGACGGAGCUGGAGGCACUGGAGCUGCUGCCGGACUCAAACAACUUCUACAGCGACACGUGGGCGAACCCGCAGCAGGACGAGCCGGACAUGGGAAGUAAGCUCUCGAAGAAGAAGAAGAGGAAGUCGACGAAGUCGGCAAUACCGUCGAACAAAAAGAGCACGUUCUCGAGAAGAGUGCAGCCAACGGAAGACGACGAAGAAGAGGAGCAGGAGCUGCAGAGCCAAGAGCAGCGCCAGAACGACGAUAAAGCAGCAGAAGCAGUGGAACACGGAGGAAAAAAAGAUGAAGAAGAGCCUAUGGAGAAGGCCACGAAAACCACGAAGACGCUUAAGGAAGUGGAAGGAGGGCUUCCGGCGAGAGAGGAGUACGAGGAGAGGGAUCAGAAGAUGUCGGCAAUGAGCGACUUCGAGGGCAAGUUCGAGGCGUUCGAAAACUUCGAAAGGCAGUUCGAAAACGAGUACGAAGGGGACUUUAUGGAGGAGGAUAGUCUGGGGCGCCUGAACCUGACGGAAAAGCAGAGUCUGCUGGACCCUGCGCCCGCAUCGGCUUCUGAUCGGUUGGAGGCGUCGGCGAAGAGCACGACGCAGGGCCCCGGUCAGAACAUCACGACGCUGGUGAAGGAGGGAGAGUGCAGAAUGGUCCUGGACCUGUGCCCGACGCUGGGCCUGGCGAGAGUGUGCGAGGAGGUCUACGAGCUCUUCGAGGCGGAGUUCAAGUCGGACUUCAUACAGAGGAACAAGCUCGAGUACGCGCAGAUGGCGACGCAGAGCGGCCUGCAGCUGGGAAAGAACCUGAAGAACCUGCUGAAAGUGGUGAAGAUGAUGUUCACGCGAAUCAGCGGCCCGGAGCCGGUGCGCCAAAUGGUGAAGAAGCUGUACGAAAACUACGCGCUCAAGGCGAGCUUCACGCUCUCGUACCUGCUCCCCUACUAUAACCCGACGAUACAGCUGAUGGACGACGUGCUCGAAUACGUCCUCGAGGACCUGAAGAAGUACUCGCACUUCCUCUUCAGCUACAACAACGAGUACAUUAAGAUGCUGCUGCAGCAGAUGGUGCUGAGCAUCUGCAAGAACGAAAAGAUAAAGGCGAAGCUGGACGCCUCGGUGCUCUUCCUGAUGAACACAGUGGUCACGCCGAGAAUGUACGCGCACGCAUACGCGCAGAGCUACCAGAAGGUGCAGCCGCUCUCGAACUACCAGAAGAUACAGCCGCUCUCGCCCUUCCAGAAGAUGCACCCGCUGGGGCCGUACCAGAAGCUGCAGGCGGGCUUCGCGAGUCCGAAGAAGAGCCUCGACUCGGAGGACUCGCCGAGGAACGAGGACCUGGACAGCAACGACCCUGACUCGGGCAACGAGCUCGGCGAUGGCGACCAGAUGUCGACGCCCUCGAAGGGAAGCAGGCACAGGCAGCACCGCGCGGGCGCCUACGACCUCGAAAACGGCUACCACACGGACGGCUACAAGCACGCGGAGGAGAGCUACGAGAAGAAGCUCGAGCUCGAAAAAAUGAUGGGGCAGCGGAGCGUGCGCGAGACGCUGCUCCACGACCUGGACGACGAGCUCGUGGGCAGGCCGCUGCUCCACUGGCUCGAGGCUGAGAACGAGCAGUUCGAGAAGCUCUUCUUGCAGCAGCUGAAGACCUGGUGGAGCGCCCGCCACUCCGUGAUGGACAAGAUCAGGGCGAGCAUUCACCCGUCGAACGACAGGGACUCGAUUCACAUCAACUUAGUGAGCUCGGGCUCCGGCGCGCGCGACCACCGCGGCAGGGACGACCUCAGCCUCGACGUCUUCGACCUGCGUAUUCUCCUCCAGUUCGCCGAGAGCUGCCCCGACGUGUCACUCUGCUUCAACCGCGACAGCAUCACGCUCUACUUCCACGGCAAGAUCGACCGCAGGCAGUUUGUGCGCAGCAUCAAGGAGGCGCGCAGGUUUUUCGGCUCCAACAGCACCACGCGCUCCGUGCCGAACCUGCCGAUUGAGCACACUGACACGCCGGUCGCGAGCGCGAGUCUGAUGGACAUGCAGCUGAACACGAGUCAGACUGCCCUGCUUCUCCUUUCGCUAAAGUACUCGAGCUUUUCGCAGCAGGUUGACUCUCAGUUCCUCGAGUCGAUUUGCAAGUACAAGACCCACAAGCUGAUCAACAUUCCGCCUCCGCCGAGGAGCUCCGCGAGCAUGCAGGAGUCAGUUUAG
Molecule: messenger RNA, 8193 nt
Organism: Theileria orientalis strain Shintoku
Lineage: Eukaryota; Apicomplexa; Aconoidasida; Piroplasmida; Theileriidae
Exons: 7
Coding region: 1-8193 (2730 amino acids)
Molecular function (GO): protein binding
Source: RefSeq, a predicted model, not a curated record